AUUUCUGAAAAAAUGCCAGCAUAUUCCUCCGGACUAUAUUAUACACAUAUCAGUCCAAUUGAGAUAAAUGUGGUAUCUAAAAUUAAUGACCACAAUUCCUUUAUCUUGUGGCAUGAUCGUUUAGGUCAUCCAGGCAGCAUUAUGAUGCACAAAAUUAUUCAAAAUUCACUUGGACAUUCAUUAAAUAAUGUCAAAAUUCCACAAUUAAGUGAUUUCUCGUGCACUGCCUGUUCUCUUGGAAAAUUAAUUAUUAGGCCAUCUUUAUACAAAAUUGGAGUUGAAUCUCCUACAUUUUUAGAAAGAGUUCAAGGAGAUAUUUGUGGGCCAAUUGCUCCUCCGUGUGGACCCUUUCGAUACUUUAUGGUGCUCAUUGAUGCAUCAACACGUUGGUCACACGUCAGUCUUUUAUUGACUAGAAAUUUUGUAUUUGCAAAUCCCUUGCUCAAAUUAUUCGUUUGAGAUCACAAUUUCCGGAUUAUUCAAUAAAGAAAAUCCGACUCGAUAAUGCAGGGGAAUUUACAUCCCAAUCUUUAAUGACUAUUGCAUGUCAAUUGGGAUUGAUGUGGAACAUCCAGUUCCACAUGUGCAUACACAAAAUGGUCUUGCUGAAUCCUUAAUUAAGCGAUUACAAUUAAUUGAUAGACCAUUAUUGAUGAAAUCAAGAUUACCAUCAUGUGCAUGUGGAUAUGCUAUAAUGCAUGCUGCAAAUUUAAUUCGGCUUAGGCCAACUGCAUAUCAUAAAUUUUCCCCAUUGCAAUUAAUAUCUGGUAAAGAACCAAAUAUAUCACACAUAAAAAUAUUUGGUUAUUCUGUGUAUGUACCAAUUGCUCCACCUUAUCGUACUAAAAUGGGUCCUCAAAGAAGGCUGAGAAUUUAUGUUGGUUUUAAAUCUCCCUCAAUUAUUAAUUAUCUAGAACCUAUGACUGGUGACUUAUUCACCGCACGGUUCGAUGACUGUCAUUUUGAUGAGACAGUAUUCUCAGCCUUAGGGGCAGAUAAUAAAGAAAUGGACCCACAUACGAAAGAUAUUACUUGGAAUGCAACAAAUUUAUCUUUUCUAGAUUCUCGCACAAAUGCUUGUGAACAAGAAAUUCAAAAGAUCAUUCAUUUAAAAAAUGUUGCAACCCAAUUGCCUGAUGUUUUCACAGACUCAAAGAAAGUGACAGUCACAUAUUCCAGCUAUGAAUGCCCCUUCUCGAAUAGAAACUCAUGCGGAGAUUAGCGAAAGAACUCUUGCUAAUGAAUCUAUGAUACGUAAAAAACGUGGUAGACCGCUUGGUUCAAGAGAUUUGAAACCAAGAAAAUUUAAAAAGCAAGAUGUAGUUUGUGAUGCCAAAGAAGUUCAACCUUCUCAAGAAGAAAAUGAACAUUUUGAAAAUAUCAACUUUGAAGAUAACACCAAUAAUAAUGAUACCUCAAAAGAGGAUCCAAUCAUCUUUGAAGAGGUAAAUAUUCCAGACAAAGAUAGAAACGUCGAUAAUUUCGAAAUUUCAAUCAAUUACGUUUCUAAUGGAAUACAAUGGAAUAGAAAAGAUAUUGAUGUUAAUGAUAUAUUUUCAUAUGUCAUCGCCACAGAUAUAAUGAAUGAACACGAUGACAAUGAGCCCAAAUCUAUUGACGAAUGUCGUCGUAGAAACGAUUGGCCAAAAUGGAAUGAAGCGAUUCAGGUAGAACUAAAAUCGCUAGAAAAGCGUAAUGUUUUUGGACCAAUUGUCCACACGCCAAAAGACGUAAAACCUGUAGGUUUUAAAUGGGUGUUUGUGCGUAAACGCAAUGAGAAAAAUGAAAUCGUUAGAUACAAAGCCUGACUUGUUGCCCAAGGUUUUUCUCAAAUGCCAGGAAUCGAUUAUGAUGAGACGUAUUCUCCAGUAGUUGAUGCUACCACUUUACGAUUUUUAAUUGGCAUGUCUAUUUUUGAAAGGCUGCAAAUGCGCCUAAUGGAUGUAGUGACCACAUACUUAUAUGGUUCACUCGAUACAGACAUAUAUAUGAGAAUUCCCAGAGGCUUUAAAAUACAUGAUGCUUAUAGCUCAAAAUCUCGAGAUUUAUUUUCCAUAAAAUUGCAAAAGUCAUUAUAUGGAUUAAAACAAUCUGGACGCAUGUGGUAUAACCGUCUAAGUGAAUAUUUGAUCAAAGAAGGAUAUAAAAAUGAUCCUAUUAGCCCAUGUGUUUUCAUUCAGCGAUCUGAAUCAGGAUUCGCCAUAAUUGCAGUAUAUGUUGAUGAUUUGAAUAUAAUCGGAACUCCCAAUGAAAUUGAAAAUACUGCUAAAUAUCUCAUGAAAGAAUUUGAAAUGAAAGACCUUGGGAGAACAAAAUUUUGUCUCGGCAUUCAAAUUGAACAUUUGAGAAAUGAUAUUUUUAUCCACCAAUCAAAUUAUACCGAAAAACUUUUGAAGCGGUUUUACAUGGAAAAAGCUCAUCCACUCAAUUCUCAAAUGGUGAUUCGAUCUCUCAAUGUGCAUGAUGAUCCUUUUCGACCCUGUGAAGAUGAUGAAGAAAUCAUUGGUCCCGAAAUACCAUAUUUGAGUGCUAUUGGAGCGUUAAUGUAUUUGGCUAAUAAUAGCCGACCAGAUAUUGUUUUUUCUGUAAAUUCAUUAGCCAAGUACAGUUCUUCCCCGACAAGAAGACAUUGGAAUGACGUAAAACAUAUAUUCCGCUAUCUCAAUGGUACAAUCGAUCUUGGAUUGUAUUUCAAGAAUAAUGCAAAUGCCACUUCAAUUGGCUAUGCCGAUGCAUGAUACUUGUCUGAUCCACAAAAGGCAAAAUCACAAACAGGAUAUGUAUUCACCUAUGGUGAUACCGCUAUCUCAUGGAGAUCAAUGAAGCAAACAUUAACUGCCACAUCAUCAAAUCAUGCAGAAUUAAUUGCUCUUUAUGAAGCAGGUCGAGAAUGUGUCUGGUUGAAAUCAAUGAUCCAGCACAUACAAAAUGAAUGCGGUAUAAAAUCCUUUACUUGUAAUCCUACUGUGAUUUAUGAAGAUAACACAGCAUGUAUAGCUCAGAUCAAAGGAGGUUACAUCAAAGGGGAUAGAACAAAGCAUAUAGCACCAAAACUUUUCUCCACACAUGAUCUUGAGAAAGAAGGAAUAGUUGAUGUCAAACAAAUCAAGUCCUGCGACAACCCUGCUGAUUUAUUCACAAAGUCAUUGGCACCGAAGAAAUUUGAAGAACUAGUCCACAAAAUUGGAAUGUGUCGUCUUCGAGAUAUAUGUUAAAUUGGGGGAGGUUAAUAUAAUACACUCCACUCUUUUUCCCUUCGCCAGGUUUUUAUCCCACUGGAUUUGUCCUGACAAAGGUUUUUAAUGAGACAGUACAUUAUAUACUAUGAUACUAAUACCCCAGAAUAAUUAGAAGACCAUUCAAGGGGGAGUGUUGAAAUAUAUUGAAUUAAGUCAUCUUCCAACUAUUCCUGAUUAGGAAUUAUUAUCACCAUUGUAUAAAUAAUAAGGAAAUCAUAAUUAUGAUUCUAGAUGAUAAUUGUGUGGUUCACAAUUAUCCUCUAAUCCUAAUAAGCUUAGCUUUUCUCUUAUAAAUAGGAGUCUUCUCCAUUGUAAUUAACACACCUUGAUUACACCAUUAGAACAUCUCUAAUACACCUCUAUGGCUCUAUCACUAAGUGUUCAUACUAUAUUUUCUCUCCAUGAUCUUCCUGCUUAUUUCCUUCCAUUUUAUAACAAUGUCCAAAUUUAUAUAGUUUUGAUCUAGAUUGUUGUUAAUACAUCUCAUAUAUGUCUCCAAACAUUUGUUAACUAUUUCAGUCUGUCCAUCAGUUUGUGGAUGGAAGGCAGAUGAUAGCUUGAAUUGGGUUCCUUGUAUAAAAAACAGUCCUUUCCAGAAUUGACUCAGAAAUACAACAUCUCACUUACAAUGCUCUUGGGCCAUCCAUACGAUUUAAAGAUAUUAUCCAAAUAAGCUUGCGCUACUUCUAUGGUAGUAAAGGGACAGGAUAGUGCUACAAAAUGAGCCCCUUUACUAAGUCUAUCUACCACUACUAGUAUCACAUCCUUCCCUUGUGAUUUAGGUAAUCCAGUUAUGAAAUCCAACAAAAUAUCUACCCAGACUUCUUCUGGAAUGGGCAAAGGCUGUAACAAGCCUGGAUAAGCAACAUUUUCAUGCUUAUUUUCUUGACAAACUAAGCACUGCCUCACACAGUUGUUAAUAUCCUUAUUAAGACCCUUCCAAUAGAACACGGUUUUAAUUCUUCUCAUAGUUGCAUCCCUUCCUGAAUGCCCUGCUUCUCCUGAAGUAUGAUGCCAAUUCAAAAUCUUAUUCUUCACAUUAAUAUCAUUCCCAAUGACAAUUUUUCCAUUUCUUCUUAGUAAUCCAUUAUGGAUAGAAUAUUUAUCCACUGAUUGACUCUGCUGCAACAACUGCAUUACUGUGGCUAGAUGAUCAUCCAUAGUAUAACUGUCUUUUAUUUGUUGUUCUAGACGAGAAGCUAUCAAUGAUACUGCCAUACACAAUAUUUGAGCCCCUUGGACUCUUGAUAAAGCAUCAGCAGCUAUAUUUUCCUUACCACUUUUAUAUUGAAUUUCAUAUUCAAAACCCAUCAGUUUAGACAACCAAAAUUGUUGGAAAGGAGUGGAAAUCUUCUGUUCCAAUAGCCAUUUAAGGCUUUUCUGAUCAGUCCUUAUAAUUAAGGGUUGAGAACUCAGAUAUUGCUCCCACUUCUGCACAAGAAACACAAUUGCUAAUAACUCAUUUUCAUACACAGACAUUUUUUUCCAUUUAGCUCCUAAGGCCCUACUUAUAUAUGCCAGAUGAUGGUCUUCUUGCAUUAAAACUGCCCCAAUCCCUUCAUUAGAUGCAUCGGUUUCUACUACAAUUUUUUUUUGAGAAAUCUGGAAAUGCUAAUACUGGAGCAGAAACUAGUGUUAUCUUCAGUUUCUCAAAUGCAUUUUGAGCACCAUUAUUUCAUUCAAAAGCUCCCUUCUUUAACAAAUUUGUCAAAGGUUUACUUAUAACUCCAUAAAACCUGACAAAUUUUCUGUAAUAGCCAGCCACAGUCCAAGGAAGCUUCUCAAUUGCUUGACUGAAUUAGGAGAAGGCCAAUUAGACAAUGCUUCUACUUUUCUGGGAUCUGUUUCAAUCCUUAUCUCUGAAAUAAAAUGCCCCAAAUACUCCACCUUGUGCAUAGCAAAGGCACAUUUAGAAGCUUUAGCAUACAUCUGAUUAUCCUUCAUAAUCUGAAACACCAUUCUUAAAUGCUUCCAAUGAUCAUCAACAUUUUUGUUGUAAACCAAAAUGUCAUCAAAAAACACUAGCACACACUUCCUUAAUAAAGUUUUGAACAUUGACUUCAUCCAAUUUUGAAAUGUUGCAGUGCAUUGGUUAAACCAAAAGACAUUACCAAAAACUCAUAAUGUCCCUCGUGAGUUUUGAAUGUUGUCUUAUGAACAUCUUCUUCAUUCAUUCUUAACUGAUGAUACCCUGCUCUGAGGUCUAAUUUGCUGAAAACUGUAGAACCAGCUAGUUCAUCAUUUAGUUCAUCUAAAAUUGGUAUGAGAAACUUAUUCUUAAUAGUUCUCUUGUUUAACUCUGUGUAGUCAACACAUAGACACCAUGCUCCAUCUUUCUUCCCAAUUAACACCACUUGAGAAGCAUAUGGGCUGGAACUGUUCUAAAUAAUUCCAUGGUUAAGCAUUUCCUUCACCAAGCUUUCAAUAAUAUCCCUCUACCUAAGUGGAUAUCUAUAUGGCCUUAUAUUCACAGGAUCAGCUCCUUGUUCAAGAGGUAUUUUAUGAUCAUAUAUUUCUCUAGAAGGAGGUAAAGAUUUAGGCUCUUCAAAAACCACCUCAUAUUGUUGUAGCACUUUCUGUAAUUCAUCUGAAUACUGACUUUCCUUUACCUCCACAGCUGUGCAACAUAAUUUUGUAUCUUCCUCAUAGACAGGUACCAACUGCAAGAAGAAUAUUUGAGUAUCUUGAUCCAGGAGUUUAUUAGCUUUUUGAUUAGACACUGGCAGUUGAUAACCCUUGAAGAUUAACUAGACAUCCCUUGCCACUCAAACUUCAUUAAUAGGUUCUUAAAAUCCCACUGCACUGGUCCUAGUUCUGUGAGCCACUGUACUCCCAAUACCAUAUCACAACCCCCCAGAGGUAUUAAUAAAACAUCAAUUUUAAAGUGAUGUUGUUGAAUCUUCCAUAUGAAAUCUUUACAGAUGUUUUGAUGGUAGGUGAUUGCCAUAUGCUACGGUUAUUGUCUGUGACUUCAUCUUUUCUAUCUUAAGUUCCAAUUUAUGAGCCAAGUUUAGAUCCAUGAAAUUGUGUGCGCUCCCAGAGUCAAUCAAAAUGUGAAGUGGCUUCUUUCCAGCAUAACCUACUACUCUCAUUGUUUGCAACCCUGAACAUCCUGAUAAUGCAUUAAUGGAAAUGCAAAGGUCCCAGAUCAUUGAUUGCUCUUUUACUCCAUUUACUUCAUCACAAUUCUCUUCUUCUUGUUCAUCCUCUAAUCCCUGGACCUCCACUGUAAACAACUGAGUCUUCUUGAAUUGGAAUUUAUGGUUUCUAUCAUAAAGCUGAUCACAAUAAUAACACUGGCCUUUAGGCAGCUUUUCAGCUCUCACCGAAGCUGGAAUAUAGGUCCUAGAUCCAAUCUCAGGAUUGUUUUGUUCCUUAGAGAGGGCAUUUUUGAUAGGCAAGAACUUUUGUGCAGUAGUGGGAAAAGGUGGAGGCCCCUUUUGAUAAGGCUGGGUGAUUAUGGAAGUAGCAGUUAUAGUUUCUUCCUGAGAUCUUGCUAACUCAAUAGCUUCAGCCAUAGAAACAGGUUUAAGAACUCUCACAAACGAUUUAAGCGAUGAUUUUAACCCUUCAAUCAAGCAGUCUAAAAAAUACUUUUCAGAUAAGGAAUGAGUUCUUCUAUUCAUGCUUUUAAGUUCUUCAAACUCAUCUAUAUAAGCAUCAAUAGUUGAUUUCCGUUGGCAUCUAUUAAAUCUUUCAACUAUAUCUUUAGCUGUUUCAUCUCUAAAUCUGGCUGUUAGAUCCUCCUCAAAUUCCAACCAACUUAUGUCAAUUUUAUCAGCCAAAUAAUUGGUUGCCCAUAUUUCAGCUUUUCCCGACAUAUUCAAUGCAGCAAAAUCAACCGUAUGUUCCUCAGGAGUUCGACACAAUGUAAAAUAUCUUUUACAUUUCUUGAUCCACAUACUACUGUUAUUACCAUCAAAAUGAGGAAAUUCUAAUUUAGGAACAUACCCUAACGAUUUGUAGGAAUUUCCCCCCUUUUCAAUAUGAUGGUUGAUGUUUGAGCUGUUCGAUGAAGGCUCCUUAUCCACCUUUUUCUAUAAAUCACCUACAAUUCCAAGAAGGUGUUGAAAUUAUUGUUGAAUUUCUUGCUGAAAUUGCAUCUGGGACUGGAUGAGAGCUUGUACUUGCUCUUCCAUGGCUUCAAUGACGAAUUUAUUACGCAAUCUUGGCGCGGAGUGUUGCACAGGGAUACCAAUGUAACAGGAGAUUUACUCAACUGUUAUUGAUAUAGAGUCAUUCAACAACAAUUUGACUCCAUUGCUAAAUGCGAAGGAAGAAGAGAGUAAUAUUCAAUGAAAUUAUCAAACUGCUUUAUUCAAUAUCUUUUCGUUCUUUAUAUACAGUAUAGUUUAGCUAGUUAUUACAUCCAGCUCAUCAAUAUUGCAACUAACUAUCUAACUGAUUGGCUGACUAAACUAACGGUAGGUAUGACUACCGUUACAGAACUGAGCUUGGAAGGCCGGACAUAAAAAUAGAGAUACCGAAUCAAGAAGUGCUCCGGCCAGCUACUGGUGUGCGCAUGCGCUCGAUUUCCGGUGACGUUUUGCUCGCGUGCGCGUGCAUUAAAACAGAGCUCCUCAAAAUUGAGAAAGGUUUUGUCAAAAUUGUAUGUGUGUGCGCGUGCGUAAUCAAGAUUCAAGAUUGCGAUUAGGGUUAACAUACAUGCGACUAAAAUUACUUGAUUUUUUGUUUGUUGCUCCUUUCGUAUAAUCUACCACCAGAGAUUGUAAUAUGUUGUAAUUCAUAAUCAAAUCAAUAACAAAGAGAUUAAAAAAUUGUCUUGAUUGGUGGCACUGGUUUUGCGCCUUUGAAGAAGAUGUCGAUAAAACCUUUCCUCUUCGGAAGAUGCAAAAUAUAAUUUUUUUUGUUGGGGCCUUUA
Messenger RNA from Cuscuta europaea, 8121 nucleotides. The record is from the annotation of a GenBank genome assembly. NCBI's taxonomy places the organism in Eukaryota, Viridiplantae, Streptophyta, Magnoliopsida, Solanales, Convolvulaceae.